Miscanthus lutarioriparius is the source of this 924-nucleotide messenger RNA. NCBI's taxonomy places the organism in Eukaryota, Viridiplantae, Streptophyta, Magnoliopsida, Poales, Poaceae. The record is from the annotation of a GenBank genome assembly.
AUGUCAGCACAAAUAACCCUUGAUGCUGAACUUGGCACAAAAUAUGAAGAUUCUGGUGAUUCCUUUGAUUACCCCAUGUUGUUAGAGGGGACCACUUCAAAUCUACAGCAGGAGCGUUCAGAGGAGGAUACAGCCUACUUGCAGCCAUUUGGUUGCUUGUUGGUGCUUGAUGUAAUGAGCCUCAAUGUCAUUGCAUUCAGUGAAAAUGCACCCGAGAUGCUUAAAACAAUCAGCCAUGCAGAGCCAAGUAUCUAUGAAUCCCCAAUGCUGUCCAUUGGGACGAAUGCAUUGUCACUUUUCGUGGAAUAUAGUGCCACAUCACUACACAAGGUACUAAGGUCUGCUGAUGUUUCUUCUUUGAAUCCAGUCCUAGUUGAAUGCAGAUCAUCGGGCAAGCUAUUUUAUGCCAUUGCCCAUAAGGUGACUGGUACUGGUUGUCUAGUGGUUGAUUUUGAGCCAGUGAAGCCUUCUGAAAUUUCUACUGCUGUUGCAUGGGCUUUGCCGCAGUCUUACAUGCUUACGGCGCCGGCAGUAUCAAAGAUCCAGUCAGUGCCAGUGGGAUAUGAUAGAGUCAUGGCUUACAAGUUCCAUGAAGAUUAUCAUGGUGAGAUCAUUGCUGAGGUUAGAGAACCUGGUCUUGAACCAUUUAUUGGCCUACACUAUCCAGCCACUGAUAUCCCUCAAGCCGCGAGGAUUAUUUUCAUGAAGCACCAAGUUCAAAUGAUAUGUGACUGCUCUAUGAGGCCAGUGAAGAUUAUCAAAGACGAGGAACUCCCUUUUAAUGGGGUGCCACAAAGUUGUCACCUUCAGUAUAUGAAGAACAUGAAAUCGGUUGCCUCUCUAGUAAUGGCUGUUGUGAUAAAUCAAAAAAUGGAGAAUAUUCUGAUGCCAAGCAUGAACAACCAACAGAAUGGCGGCGCCUGA